Molecule: messenger RNA, 2568 nt
Organism: Diutina rugosa
Lineage: Eukaryota; Fungi; Ascomycota; Pichiomycetes; Serinales; Debaryomycetaceae
Exons: 1
Coding region: 1-2568 (855 amino acids)
Biological process (GO): mitophagy; aggrephagy; endosome organization
Cellular component (GO): amphisome; aggresome
Molecular function (GO): K63-linked polyubiquitin modification-dependent protein binding; protein kinase C binding; zinc ion binding
Source: RefSeq, a predicted model, not a curated record
AUGAGUGGCUGUGGCACCAAACAACUGCCGAGACCGGCGAAACAUGCCCCGGUGACGAUCAAGGUGACGAUCAACCGUUUAGGCGAGGCCACCCCUCAGUUCCAGGACGUGGAAUUGCCCCUGGCCGAGGUGACGGCAAUCGCCAACAAGAGCCGCUUUUUCAAGUUGUUGCGGGACCACGGCGUCGACAUCGGCCCUAACGUCCACCUCGUGCUGUUCACGCGUCGCUCAAAGAAGUACAAGGAGUACGUGCUGUUGGAAACUACUGACGACUUCCGGCUGAUGGCCCGCUCGUUACGGGUCAAAAACCAUGUCAAAUUGAUGGUGGAGGACCUGAACCCUCGUGUGGCUGAGCCUGAUGUAUCGGGAGCCUCUCAAUCGUCGGCUGCCGCCGACGAACCGGUGCCGCCUUACCUCCCCCCGUUCCCGCAAUUUGACCCUCGUAACUUUAGCGAAUUAGGCGACGAGAUCAUCGAACGGUUUAAGGAGCUUUUGAACGAGUUCCCGCGCCACUUUUUCGAUGCGUUGGCCCCUGUCGACGUCCCGCUGGGCCCGUUGCACUUGGGAGUGUUUUGCGACGGGUGUGACCAGCAAGUGAGAGGCGUCCGCUAUAAGUGCACCCAGUGCCACGACUACGACCUCUGCAGCGCCUGUGAGACCAAGGGCACCCACGACCGUACCCACACUAUGUUUAAGAUUGCUGAACCGUCGGCUGGUUGCCCCGCGUUUAACACGACUCUGGCUCCGGCUCCGGCUCCGGCGCCGGCUCCCGCGACGGCCAACCCUAUUACCACCGUCCACCGUCGAAUCCUGUGCGACCGCUGCACCCCUACCACGUCGCUGCCCAUCGUUGGUGCUCGCUACAAGUGUCUUGAAUGCGACAACUUUGACCUCUGUGAACCGUGUGUGCUUUUGAAUGAAGACGUGGGUGCUCAUAAGCUGACCCACCGCAUGGAACGGUUCGUCGAACAGGCGCCUUACUCGCCUCCUCCUCGUCCUUCGGUGGGAGCCUACCACACCCUGGUGUCGUGUGACGAGUGCCUGGCCACUCCCAUUGUCGGCAUCCGCUACAAGUGUCUUGAGUGUGGUGACUACGAUCUUUGUGAAAAGUGUGUUAGUAAAAACAAGAGCCUGGGCCCCCACUUCAGCACUCACCAGAUGGUGCGCAUGGUGGUUCCCGACCACUUGCGGUCGGCGGCGCGGGCGUCGGUGGACGGCACCGAUGCUGUCUACGAGUUUGACUUGGACGACUGUCCUGCAGAAGCUCAAGCUCAAAUUGACGAGAUGAUCCGUCUGGGCGGCAUGGCUGGUUUCGUGGCUGGUGUCACCAAGUUCAUCAAGGACCUGAACCGCUACGGUGAAUUGCUUAAGCAAUUGGGUGAAGACGACCCCGAGCUUGGCUACGCCAUGCUCAUGCUGUUGGUGGCGUCGCACUUGGACCUGGCUUCUGAACCUAAGCACGAAGAACAACCCGACGUGGUUAUGAAGGAGGAGGAAGAAGAAGAAGAAGAAGAAGAAGAAGAAGAAGAACAAGAAGUCAAGAAGGAAGCGGCCACCCCCGAAGUCGACGCUACUUGCGAAGUAGACGCGCUGUUGAUUGACGAUGGCGACACUUUCGAUGUCACUUCCUUGGGCCCUGAUGUUGUUGGUCACGUUGUUCUCCGUCCUCGCUCGUUUGGCCUCAACGCCAAGGCGGUGCUGGUGAUGCUUGUGAACAUGCUGGCUUACGAAAUCAAGAGCGGCGACCUCGAAUUCGACUUUAUCCACCCGGAAACGGGCAAGCACCACGUGGUGACUGUGCGCAAGGCCAGUGCCAUCAAGCCUGAACACGCUCGCCACUACAACUUGAACCUUGACGACAACGCCACUACUUUUGAUGGCUACAACCUUGUCAUCACUGCUUCUGACUAUGUUAUGGAAGGGGUGUACCAUGCCUCUGAAGAGUCGAAGCUUUUGGUGCGCAGCCGGGAAUCUGCCAUGGACGUCGAUGACGUGCCUUCUGAACGUCUUGGUGCCAUGGACGAAGUGGUGGCGACGGUGGUGCCCAAGUCGCAUUGGCUUGUGCAAGUGAUGCUCCACAACAAGAGCGAGAAGGUCAUCGACUCCUCUCGCCUUGUGCUUUCGGUGGUGGACAACUUUCACCAAUUUAAAUCGCUGGCGACGAUUAAGAAGACCCAAGGGAUUAAGCCCGGUCAGUUGGCUAAGUUUAACCUCCCGUUGAAGGACUUGCAAGCGGAAACGGCGUUCAAGCUUGUGAUUGAAACUGCUGGCAACAAGGGUGUUGUGGCCAUGGACGCUAACUGUAUGAGUGGUGUCGUCAACUGGAACGGUAGCAUCCCGGAGGUGCAAUCGCCGGUGCCCGCCACUGAAGACGAGCCCAAGUUGACUCACCUGAUGGUGUUGCCGCUGUUGCCCAAGGAACUGCCGGCGACGCUGAUAAUCGUGCCUGAGCCCGAGUCCGCUACUGCAUCCGAGGGAGAGACCCAGGAAGAAGAUUACGACUUGGUGUCCGACGUGGACCUGGACUUUGAAGUCUUGAGUCCUGUAAUGAGUAACGAACAUGAAUGA